AUGGACAUAGUGGAGUGUGUCCUGAGAAGAUACAAAACAAAGCAGUACCUACCAGAAAACGGUGAGGACCUUGUUGAACUUUACGAAGGCCAAUUGAAACACCUUGGCUCGAUAGCUUUGACAGGUUUACUGGAAGACAACAUGGACUUUGACGAGAAGGAGCUCGGAAAACACAAAGCGAGUGAUUUACCUAAAUUUGGAUUUCUUUCGGUUCAGCCCGGAGGUAGUAAACGAAGACCGACUAGACGUUAUGGCUUUCUUCACAAGACUUUCCAAGAAUUCUUCGCAGUAUUUUAUCUCAGUUUUCAGCUUAUCAAGAAAGAAAUAAGUACGGACAGUAUAGCUGCUAACAGACGAUAUCGCUAUUAGCUGAGAGAAGUGCUUCUGUCUACAUUUGGCAUUCUAGCGGCAUGUUGCAAGGAAACUGCAGAGAACCUUGUCAAAAGUAUGGCAACAAAGUUGACCCAGGAGGAAGAAAAAGACGCACCUGGUAGUUUGGUGUUUAUAUUAGAGUGCAUUAAUGAGACCAAAAAUAACAACAACGAUUUUAGUAUAAAGUUGGCUCGCACCCUUGGUGCUUGUCUGCGAAUUGGAGCUGUUGACUAUUAUGAUGCGAAGGAAAUAGAUGAAGCACUAGUUGUCGUUUUGGCCAACGUCCUUAAAACCAAUUCAACUGUGACAAGGUUGGAUUUGACAGGUGUUGUCAAUGGUGGGACUGCUCUGGCUGAGCGUUUGAAGGAUAAUACAUCUGUGACACAUUUGAAUUUGGCUGCUAAUCGCAUUGGUGAUGCUGGUGCUGCUGCUCUGGCUGAGAUUUUGAAAGGAAAUACAUCUCUGACAAUGUUGGAUGUGAGUGGUAAUAACAUUGGUUUCUCUUGUGCUGUUGCUCUGGCUGAUUGCUUGAUAGAAAAUACAUCUCUGAAAGAGCUGCGUCUGCCUGAAAAUAAAAUUGAGGAUGCUAGUGCUGCUGCUCUGGCUGAGGUUUUGAAAGAAAACUCAUGUCUGACAAAGUUGUAUUUGCAUUGGAAACAUAUUGGUAAUGCUGGUGCUGCUACUCUUGCUCAGUGUUUGAAAAAAAUACAUCUCUGAAAACGUUGUAUUUGUGGAAAAAUAACAUUGGUUGCACUGGUGCUGCUGCUCUGGAUUAGUGUUUGAAAGAAAAUAAAUUUCUGACAGAGUUGUGUUUGAGGGAAAAUAACGUUGGUGAACCUGGUACUGCUGCUGUGGCUGAGUGUUUGAAAGAAAAUUCAUCCUUGGGAAAGUUGGAAUCGUCUCAAAAUAAAAUCGGUGAUCCUGGUGCCGUUGCUCUGGCUGAGUGUUUGAAAAGUGAUGCAUCUCUGAAUACGUUGUCUUUGUGGAAGAGUAACAUUUGUUGCUCUGGGGCUGCUGCUCUAGCUGAGUGUUUGAAAGAAAAUACAUCCUUAAGAAAGUUGGAUUUGUCUUAAAAUAGAAUUGGUGAUGCUGGUGCCGCUGCUCUGGCUGAGUGUUUGAAAGAGAAUACAUCUGUGACAAAGUUGGUUUUGUCUGACGUUAGCAUUGGUUACUCUGGCGCUGCUUCUCUAGCUGAGUGUAUGAAAUAUAAUAAAACUCUGACAAAGUUGUAUUUGUAUAGGAAUGAGAUUAGUGCUGAUGGUGAUGCUGCUCUGAAUGCUGCGCAAGAAAGUCAUCCAUCUCUGACAAUUUACUCUGAUAAAGAGUUUAGGAAGCGUUAACGUUAAGAAUAAGGAACCACUAUUGACUUUGAACCCGCGUAGGGUAAAUGUGCAG
Stylophora pistillata is the source of this 1767-nucleotide messenger RNA. RefSeq lists its product as uncharacterized. The record is from RefSeq and is a predicted model, not a curated record. Lineage: Eukaryota; Metazoa; Cnidaria; Anthozoa; Scleractinia; Pocilloporidae.